Messenger RNA from Sinocyclocheilus anshuiensis, 1904 nucleotides. RefSeq names its product major facilitator superfamily domain-containing protein 12-like. The record is from RefSeq and is a predicted model, not a curated record. Gene Ontology annotation, molecular function: symporter activity. NCBI's taxonomy places the organism in Eukaryota, Metazoa, Chordata, Actinopteri, Cypriniformes, Cyprinidae. Bases 1 to 1116 code for a protein of 371 amino acids. The transcript is spliced from 10 exons. Gene Ontology annotation, cellular component: plasma membrane. Gene Ontology annotation, biological process: carbohydrate transport; pigment metabolic process involved in pigmentation; regulation of melanin biosynthetic process.
AUGGGUUAUCAAUCAGGAUUCCAGUUUGGAUGGGCGGCCACCCAGAUUUCCCAUCUCUCCCUCAUUCCAGAGCUGGUGACUUGCGAGCAUGAAAAAGUGGAGCUCACUGCAUACAGGUAUGCCUUUACGGUGAUAGCCAACAUCACAGUGUAUGCAGUGGCCUGGCUGAUGUUUCAUUUUCAGACUCAGGAAGGAGAUGAUCCCGCCAUUACGGAAAACCUCGGCCCGGUUGACAUCCCUGUUUUCAGAGGUCUAAGUCUUACAGUAGUGGGCAUUGGAGCUCUGUUCUCGCUGCUCUUUCACCUGGGCACACGGGAGAAGGGGGCACGUCCCCGUCGGGAGGAGGAGGGCUCUAGUCCUGGGGAGCGGCAGCCUCUUCUUAACAACACCACUGUGUCUCCUCCCACCAGUCUGCUGCAGUGGAAGCACUGGCUGAGACAGCCAUCAUUCUACCAGGUGGCGUUGCUUUAUAUGUCCACCAGACUGAUAGUGAACCUGUCGCAAACAUACAUAUCCAUGUAUCUCACCUACACACUACUGCUGCCAAAGAAGUACAUAGCCACCAUUCCCCUGGUCAUGUUCCUGAGUGGUUUCGCUUCCUCAUUUAUCAUGAAGCCUCUAAGCAAGCUAAUAGGCAAAUGUAUGACCUAUUUUUUGGGACUGUUGCUGAUUCUUGCGUUCUCCUGUUGGGUGCUGCUGGACACACACAUGGGAGAAAAGGUGUAUGGCGCUGCGGUCUUGCUCGGAGUGGGGUCCGCUACCAUCCUGGUGAUGUCACUUGCCAUGACAGCCGAACUCAUAGGAGACCAAACACAAAGUGGUGCUUUUGUUUAUGGAGCUAUGAGCUUCACAGACAAGGUGGCUAAUGGUCUGGGAGUUAUGAUUAUUCAGACGCUACAUCCCUGCCGCACAAUGGUAUGCUGUCCAGGCUGUGUGUGGUAUUAUCACUAUAUCAUGGUCAUCGUCACUGGUGGAGUGGCCGUUUUAGCAGCGCUGAGCCUCUGCACGAUCCUUAUCUGGCCUAUAAAGAUAGUGCACUAUCUGCCUGAGGUGACUGGCCUUAUGGGGAGUGAUACAGAGGACUCGGAGAGCUCUGAGCAGCCAUCAGUCAACUGAACACACAUCUUCAGCUCUGAUGCAGAGAGCGUUUGGUUGACACUUACAUCACAGUGGUGAAGGUUAGAAAUCAGGUUUUGGUUCAGAAUGAUCUUUCACAUAGGCCAGUGUUUGCUAAUGUAGUCUAUAUGGUGGCCACAUCUUGACACAUGAGAGAAUUUCACUGAGAGCCAAAUAUGUGGGGAAUUUUUAGAGGUGAUUAGUUGAUAUUACUCAUGUGUCCUGUAUUGUGGCUUUUUAUUUCAUAGUUCUCACUUAACCCAGCAGUCUGCAUAGACACUUUAUCUUUAUUAUGCCCAAUUUUUUUUUCAUGUUUAUCAUUUAAAAUUUGUUUUACUAUAAAUUUAGUUCAGUUAUUUCAAUCAAGUCCAUAAAAACAAGGGAAUUUAUUUUUAUAAGGACUCAAAACUAUUGACGUUAUUGUGAAGUUAGUGCAAGAUGCACAUGUUAUGAUGGAUGCAUCAUUUCAGGUUAUAUUAAUAAAUCCAUCUAACUGUUCCAUAAGGGAAUUCAUGAAAAGGGAAGAAUUGCUAUUUUAAAUCAGGGGACAUGAAGCCAUGUGUUGUCGUUUCAGGGCAUAUUUUCAGGUGUGAGAUACAUGGGUUAUCAAUGUUAGGGACCAGAGAGUCAGUGAUGAGCAUUUUUCCCCCUGUAACCACUAGCUUUUUGUUUUCUUUCAUAUUUUUAUAUAUGCAUAAUUGUUUUCAUAUGUAAGACAAUUGUGUCUGACAUGUGGCUAUUUAUUUCAUAGUUCUCACUUAACCCAGCAGUCUGCAUAGACACUUUAU